AAGAAGAGGAACCCGGAAGAUCAACAAAACAAACCGCAAUGGAACCGGAUACCGGGCCGUGCUGCGCGUCUCCGUCCGGGACCGGGCUCCUCCGGGCGGCCACAGGCUCCAGAGCAGCUCCCGGAGGGCUCUCUGCGUCUCUCCCCGGACACAGACUGCUCCGGGCGGCCGUGCUUCUGCUCCUCACCCGCCUCUGCUGCAGCGGGUCGGUCCCGGACAUCGCGGUGCACUUCGGGACUAAGACGCGGUACGAAGACGUGGUGAGACCGGGACUGAACCUGUCCUCCGCGGCUGCGGGGUGCUCCCCUGUGCACCUCACCGCCGUCAUCCGCCACGGGACCCGCUUCCCCACGGUCAAGAACAUCCGCCGCAUCGAGCGUCUGAGCCGGCUGGUCCAAAGCCAGGCCCCCCGGGGACACGGCGCUCCGAGCUGGCUCCGGGAGAUCCAGGAGCAGUGGCAGCAGUGGUACACGGAGGACAUGGACGGUCGACUGGUGGAGAAGGGACGGGCCGACCUCAGGAACCUGGCGAUGCGAUUAUUCAGCUCGUUUCCUGGUCUUCUGUCAGAGGCGGGGCUUCGUGGUGGCGGAAUCACCGUCAAAACCAGCUCCAAACAUCGAUGUGUGAGCAGCGCCGAAGCGUUCCAGGAGGGACUACACCAGGUCUGGGACCGGGCCAGAGAGUCCCAGACUGAGACUGGGACCAAGGUUGGACCAGAGACUACAGGGACCCAAACUGUGGGCAGCGAACAGGACCCAGAGUAUGUUCAUGAAGUGGAUGAUUCUCUGAUGAGGUCCUUCGAGCGUUGCCGUGGUUACGUGGAGGGAGUGGAGACAAACGCCACGGCGACAGAGGAGGUGGACCGCUUCAAACACGGACCAGAACUCAGACAAGUCCGGGCCCGGGUCUCAGAGAGGCUGAGGCUAGAACCGGACUUCCUCCCUCCAGACCUGGUGGAGGCCGCAUUCUUCAUCUGCUCUUAUGAACUGGCCAUCAAAUCUCUCUACUCUCCCUGGUGUCGACUCUUCACAAAGGAGGACGCCAAGGUCUUGGAGUACAAAGGGGACCUGAAGCAGUACUGGAAGCGCGCUCACGGUCACUCCAUCAACGGACUGUCCAGCUGUCCUCUGUUCCACCACAUCUUCAGGACUCUGGACAAGGCCGGACGCCCACGCAGAGCCACAGACGCUCCUCCUGAACCUGCCUCUGUUCUGAUUGGUCACGCUGAGACGCUCCUCCCACUUAUUUCCCUGUUGGGCCUGUAUAAGGACAAGAGCCCGCCCACCGCCGCCAACUACCAAUCACAGCGUGAUCGUGUGUUCCGCUCCUCUCACAUCGUCCCGUACGCCGCUAACCUUCUCUUUGUGCUGUAUGACUGUCCCCGCGGGCCGAGACUCCGCCUCCUUGCCAAUGAGUCACCGGUUCGAUUCCCGGGAAUGAGCCACGACCUGCCGCUGUACAGAGACGUCAGAGCCACCUACCGACACCUGCUGGACGGCUGCGACUUCUACAAGGAGUGUGAGGGGAGACCCAGCAGAGCCCCCAACACAGAACUAUGACCUGGACCGGGACUGGACUGGACUGGGACUGGACCGGGGCUGGGCCGGGACUGGGCCGGGACUGGGCCGGGACUGGGCCAGGACUGGGCCAGGACUGGACUGGGCCUAAACCAGGACUGAACCAGGUCUAAGGCAGGACUCAACCGGGACUCAACCAGGACUCAACCAGGACUCAACCGGGACUCAACCAGGACUAAACCGGGACUGAAGCAGGCCUAAACCAGGUCUGUACCAGGUCUAGGGGACGACUGGAGACAUUACCAGAUCUGAAAUUGUGACGAAAAUAAACUGAAAAGAGAAAUGUAAAUAAUCUUGUGCCAAAUGCAGAAAAAACAGGGAAUCAUUUUGUGAAAAAUGUAUAAUUCCAACAAAAGCACAAAUACCUCAACAUGAAUUAUGAUUUAAAGUUUAAAAAACCACCAGGAAAACACAUUCUGAAAAAAAUGUAAAUACUGAUUUAUCAAAGUGAUUCAAAUCCAGAGGCAGAUGUUGGUGGUGAUUUUUUCUCUGAAGUCUUCCACUCGUGUAAAACCUGCUACAGUUUUCUACAAAUAUUUAUUUUCUGAAAUUUCUCUAAAACAUAUUUAAUAUCAUUAUAUUUAAGAGUGUACUUUUCACAUUUUUUUUCAAAUUUUGGUUUAUAAUUUUCCUUCCUGGUUGGACAGAGCAGCAGAUACGUCGAUUUGGGAGCAGCUAAUGUGAAUAUUGUUCAAAUGCAGAUUUCUGUUGUAACACACUGAGCUCUUGGAUGUAGUUUCUAAUAGAAACAAAUAGAAAUGAUGUACGAUGUGAUCAGUAGGAAAAUCUGUACCAUCUGAAAUCCACCAAAACGAAAACACUAUUGUUAAUCCCACCACCAGAGGAAAUGCAGAGCGUUUAGGGCGUCCCCUCGGCUCUUGGGGUCAUCGGGGUCAUUCAAAAAGUCGAUUCAGGGUCAAAUCUGCUGAAGAUUUGAAUGUUUUUGUAUUUUUAUAUGAAGGUGUCAGAUCCUCGCCGGGACAGACGCUCGGCUCAUCACUUAGUUCCUUUUACUUGAAUUGUCUGUUUUUGGUUGAAACUUUGGGUAAAUUUGCUGUAAAAAUUCUUUUGUGUCUUAUUUUUCUACUUUUUGAGAUGAUUUUGAGUUAAUUUUGAAGUGAUUUGUGCCAAAUGUGUUUGAUUUGAGCUUUAAUAAAACUGCAAAUUUUA
Periophthalmus magnuspinnatus is the source of this 2747-nucleotide messenger RNA. It is a transcript of the gene minpp1b, whose product is annotated as multiple inositol-polyphosphate phosphatase 1b. The record is from RefSeq and is a predicted model, not a curated record. Gene Ontology annotation, molecular function: acid phosphatase activity; inositol phosphate phosphatase activity. NCBI's taxonomy places the organism in Eukaryota, Metazoa, Chordata, Actinopteri, Gobiiformes, Gobiidae. The transcript is spliced from 7 exons. The coding region runs from base 39 to 1559 and encodes 506 amino acids.